AUGUUCAUCCUGACUACACUAAGUGAUUUGGUCCAAAUAUCUCCAGAGGAUGUGGAGAAGCCCAGUGGAGAAAGUAUUCAAGACAACAUCAACGUCAAAUAUGCCAACAAAGUAAUUCAAAAAAUCGGGCUCUGCAUAUGCGUUUACGAUAUAUUGAACGCCUCCGACGGUCUGAUUGGCCAUGGUACUGGCAUUGUGAAUGUCAAUGUCGAAUUCCGUCUUAUCGUCUUCCGUCCUUUCAAGGGAGAGAUUCUUCUCGCACAGAUCAGUGGCGCUUCUGAAUAUGGCAUGAAAAUACGGCUGGACUUCUUUGACGACAUAUUUGUCCCUCCGAACUUGAUGUUCCCCAAAAGCUUUUUCAACGUGCAAGAGCAAGUUUGGACUUGGGUAAAUGAUGGCGACGAAUACUUUUACGACAAGAACGAGUGGGUUCGAGUGCGUGUGGAGGACGAGCAAUGGAACGACAUAUCUCCUUCACCUCCUUCCGAGCGAGGUAGUGAGCCGACAACGGAGCGGAAGAGCCCUUAUAGCAUCACAGUAAGUCCACUGCCGCUUUGGAAGCAGGAUGUGCUCAACGAUACUGGUGGAUCUGUGAACCAAGUGGUCUUCCCUGCGAAAGAAUCACAACUCUACUAUUCCAUAGAAGGGAAAAGCCAGCCAAAAGCACAAAUAGGUAGCUUGCUGACGGAGGAUUUCCAAGGCAUCUUUGGCGCUGCCCUACUUUGGUUCGAGAUUAUGAGUGUGCUCUACUCACAGGCAGCAUUAGCAGAAUUCGACGUGUGA
This is a messenger RNA of Letharia columbiana, 783 nucleotides long. RefSeq lists its product as uncharacterized. The record is from RefSeq and is a predicted model, not a curated record. Gene Ontology annotation, cellular component: RNA polymerase III complex. The coding region runs from base 1 to 783 and encodes 260 amino acids. The transcript has 7 exons. Gene Ontology annotation, biological process: DNA-templated transcription; transcription initiation at RNA polymerase III promoter. NCBI's taxonomy places the organism in Eukaryota, Fungi, Ascomycota, Lecanoromycetes, Lecanorales, Parmeliaceae.